Molecule: messenger RNA, 1743 nt
Organism: Saccostrea cuccullata (small rock oyster)
Lineage: Eukaryota; Metazoa; Mollusca; Bivalvia; Ostreida; Ostreidae
Product: rhodopsin-like
Exons: 3
Coding region: 415-1542 (375 amino acids)
Biological process (GO): phototransduction; G protein-coupled receptor signaling pathway; cellular response to light stimulus
Cellular component (GO): plasma membrane
Molecular function (GO): G protein-coupled photoreceptor activity
Source: RefSeq, a predicted model, not a curated record
CUCUUACUUCAGUGUGAGCCAGCUGCAUGUAAAAGCUACUGUUGCCACACAAAAUACCCCCAGUAUACUGCAGUUUUGAUUAGAAUUUGUUUUAACAUUGGCCAUUUUAUAUCUAGGAUAUGUAAUCCGAACCGUAAAAAAGGAGAUAUUCAUAAUCAGUGGAUAUAGCAGAGCGGCUUAUUUUAAUGUUUUAACGCAAUGUGUGUAAUUUGGGAAUUGAUUCCCUGUGAUAAUAAGGUGAAGACACCAGUUGUCCUUUCUUUCUGUGGUAGGAUGUGAUGGUGUACCUGGCAUGACGAGCAGUAGUUAUAUAUUGAUUCUCCCACUCACAAAUGACCAACUUUGGGCUCUCUCCUACUUAGUGUGCUAUAAUGUGAUUUUUUACAAGAGCUUGACUAAGUCUCUUUGUGGAGUAUGGAACAUAUUCUUCAUACCUCCGGAAAUUCAACAAACUUUAAAUUGCACAAUAUAGUUUCUGAGCACUGGAUGCCAUAUGAGGAGGUUUCAGAAGAAGUUCACUUGGUGCUCGGUGUGGUUGCGACAUUAGUGGGAAUAAUUUCUCUAACUUCCAAUGGCUUUAUAAUCUGGAUGUUUUACAGGUACAGAAGUCUGAGAAUUUCGUCCAAUCUCCUUGUACUAAAUCUGGCAAUAACGGACACCUUUCUCGCCCUUGGAAACCUGCCUUGGUUGGCGAUAUCCAGUUUUCGGGGAUAUUGGAUUUUUGGAUAUAUAGGUUGCCAGGUGUAUGGAUUCAUCGGAGCGAUGGCUGGAUUUAUUUCAAUAAAUACCUUGACAGUGAUCGCCAUGGAGAGAUUUUUCGUUAUUGUGAUUCGUAUGCCAUGGAAGCAAGUCAAGACCUCCAGUAAGACAGUCGGUGUAGCUAUACUAUUUAUCUGGCUAUAUUCCUUUAUGUGGGCUAGUUGUCCGUUAAUCGGAUGGGGAUCUUUUAUUCUCGAAGGUUCCAUGACGUCCUGUACAUUUGACUUCUUUUCUCGCGAUGUGAAUAACAAAUCGUACGUGGUUUCCAUUCUUGUUUUCUGUUUUUCAAUUCAGCUUUUCCUUAUUAUUUGCUCAUAUGUCAGAAUUUACCUCAAAGUUUUAAAGCACGAAAAAGAAAUUGUCAGCUGGUGUAGCAGUGGAAAUGAAUCUUUAUCAUUCCAUAGCCGGAGAAUCAAAAAGUUCCAGAACGUUCAUAUGAAGACGGCUAAAGUUUCUCUAGUGAUUAUUUCUAUUUUCUGUAUAUCUUGGACACCCUACGCCAUCAUUGCCACGAUCGGAAACUUUGGUGAUGCCAGUGUCAUUACGCCGCUAGUGUCUUCGGUGCCUGGAAUUUUCGCCAAAAUCUCCACAGUACUCAAUCCAAUGAUAUACGCCUUACUCCAUCCCAAAUAUAGGAACAAACUCCCAUUCCAUAAGCAGAAAAUACGAAAGAUCAAAAGUGAUUUCAAGGAUUUAAUGAAAUUAGACAAUGAAAUGCAAACAUCUUCUGGUCGAUCAGACACAUUUUAUCGCAAAGAAUUCCAUAGAGAAACGGUCGUGUAACUCAUUAUUUAAUAUUCCUGGAUAUUUGUGAAUUCUGUUCAGUCUCUUGAAAAGAUAAUUUUAUUUUCAUCCUUUCUGGAAAAAAAUAUGUUGUUUCAUUUUAAAUAUUUGUUUUUACAUUUCAGUGAACUAUAGAAAUAUGUAUUUUUAUAUUAAAUGUUAUAUUAAUUUACUCUUUAGUAAAAUUUUAAGAAUCACUAA